This is a messenger RNA of Impatiens glandulifera, 768 nucleotides long. Its product is annotated as protein SOB FIVE-LIKE 5-like. The record is from RefSeq and is a predicted model, not a curated record. The coding region runs from base 25 to 573 and encodes 182 amino acids. Gene Ontology annotation, biological process: cytokinin biosynthetic process. The transcript has 4 exons. NCBI's taxonomy places the organism in Eukaryota, Viridiplantae, Streptophyta, Magnoliopsida, Ericales, Balsaminaceae.
UAUUCUUUUCUCGAAGAUCAUAUCAUGAAUAAUGGGAUGUGGGAUUCGGAAUGUAGCAGUGGGUGUGAAUCCGGUUGGACAGUUUACCUAGAACAAUCAUGUCUCUCUCCUUACCCUUCAAACAUAUCCAGGGGAAAACAACUACAACUAGAUGAUCAUCAUCAUCAUGGUGAAUAUGAAGAAGAAGAUGAAGAUAUGUCCAUGGUUUCUGAUGCCUCCUCAGGACCACCACAUUUUCAACAAGAGCCAGUUGAUUGCAAGACCAUUAAAGGUAAAAAGAAGAAAAACAAGGAGAAAUUCCGUCCAACACCUGACCUACAUUUGGAUGACACUGCUAGUUCUCCUGUCUUCUUCCAUUUUUCCCAGAACAAUUCAACUAUGAUUCAUAAUAAUCAAGCUGUGGAGAAUAAUAAUAAUAAUAAUAAUGAUUUUUCACAAGGGUACUCUGCAACUCAUUUCCAGGUGCAGGGUAGAUCUUCUUCAAAAGCAGAGCAACAACUGGGUUACUAUCAAUAUCAUCUCCCCAAUGGGAACCAAAUUCAAAUGCAGCAAAACCAGUGGUAUGGAUCAUGAAGCAUGAUGGGGAUGAAAAAAUGAUUAGAAGAAGAAGAAAUGGUUUGCUUAGUCAUGGAGAUCCAAAGUGAGGUCUUUUUUUUUUUUUUCUUUUUUCCUGUGCACUGAAGUGGGGUAACAAACCUGGGAUAUGUGAAAUUUUCAAUUACUUGUAAUGUUUUUUUCUCAGAAAUUUUAAUUUUAGUUUCAAUGGAA